Molecule: messenger RNA, 313 nt
Organism: Darwinula stevensoni
Lineage: Eukaryota; Metazoa; Arthropoda; Ostracoda; Podocopida; Darwinulidae
Source: the annotation of a GenBank genome assembly
AUGGCAUUCAACCUCCCGCGAUUCUUCAAAGGACACAAGGACCCCCUUGGAUUCCGCUUCCGGAAGUUCAGGGAAGAAACGCAAAUGCAUGUUCGCAUGCAUGCAGAAGAAGGAUGGGUUCCAAACGAGGAAGACUGCCAGUACCCAAAGGAACAUCUUGGCACUGCUCUCGGCUUCUUGUGUAUCCAGGACAUCCCAGGUCUGGAGGACUUCAAGAUCCUUGUUGCCCCUGACUGGGAGAGGGCGAGGCUGGAAGAAGUGAAGAAGUACAUCAGUCACUACUUCCCAAGAAUGCCCUAGGAGAAGGUCGAUG